Messenger RNA from Brassica napus (rape), 1461 nucleotides. RefSeq names its product alcohol dehydrogenase-like 3. Gene Ontology annotation, molecular function: zinc ion binding; S-(hydroxymethyl)glutathione dehydrogenase [NAD(P)+] activity. Gene Ontology annotation, biological process: formaldehyde catabolic process. The record is from RefSeq and is a predicted model, not a curated record. Gene Ontology annotation, cellular component: cytosol. Lineage: Eukaryota; Viridiplantae; Streptophyta; Magnoliopsida; Brassicales; Brassicaceae.
ACUUUUGCAUGAUAUAUAAAAGUUAGUUGGAACAUAAACAAAAUAGAGAAAGCUGGUCCAGAAUUACCCAAAAGAUUAUGUGGAUUGAGAUUAAGCCCACCCCUCUCGGGAUUAUUGACUCGGUUUGGAUAUUUAUACAAUCCUCACUAUAUUUAGACAAAUAUAGAUCACAAAGUAUGGAUACAAGCAUCCUAGAAACACAACUUUAGUAACAAAUAAAUAACAGCAAGAACAUGGCAGAGACUCAAGGAAAGGUCAUCACUUGCAAAGCUGCUGUGGCAUGGGGUCCAAAAGAGCCGCUUGUAAUACAAGAAAUAUGCGUAGAUCCUCCUCAGAAAAUGGAAGUUCGUGUUAAAAUCCUUUACUCCUCCAUUUGUCACACCGAUCUCGGAGCUUGGACCGGAGUGAAUGAAGGUGAACGAGCAUUUCCAAGGAUUCUUGGCCAUGAAGCUGUCCGGAUAGUUGAAAGUGUAGGAGGAGUGAAAGAUGUGAAAGAAGGAGACUAUGUGAUUCCCACUUUCAAUGGAGAAUGUGGUGAAUGUAGAGUGUGUACGAAUGGAGUAAGUAAUCUCUGUGAGAGAUAUAAAGUGGAUCCAAUGAAAAGACUGAUGGUUAACGAUGGAGGGACGAGAUUCUCAACCACCACAAACAAAGACGGUGGUUCGAGCCAGAAGCAACGCGUUUAUCACUUCCUUAACACAUCCACGUUCACUGAAUACACCGUCUUGGACUCGGCUUGCGUCGUCAAGAUCGAUCCUAAUGCUCCUCUCAAGCAAAUGAGCCUCUUGAGCUGUGGGGUGUCCACUGGUGUGGGAGCAGCUUGGAACACUGCCAAUGUGAAGGAAGGAACAACCACUGCUGUCUUUGGAUUGGGUUCUGUUGGUCUCGCUGCUGCUGAAGGUGCAAGAGCAAGAGGAGCUUCUAGGAUCAUUGGUGUUGACGCUAAUGCUUCCAAAUUUGAGAAAGGUAAACUUAUGGGUAUAACAGACUUCGUCCCUAAAGACUUAACAAAGCCAGUACAUGAGAGGAUUCGAGAGCUAAUGAGUGGAGGCGUGGACUAUAGCUUCGAAUGUACAGGAAACGUCGAUGUUCUUCGCGAAGCCUUUUUAUCCACUCAAGCAGUAACUCCCUUACAAAUACUAGCGCUUGAGAUCAACGAGUUAAUUUGUUUACUUGAUAAAAUUAAAUUAGUUACUUAAGAAACAAGUAAAUGUGACAAAUUAAUACGUUGAUAGGGUUGGGGAUCGACGGUACUUGUAGGAAUUUAUCCGACACCAAAAACAUUGCCUCUUCAUCCAAUGGAACUUUUCGACGGCCGCACAAUCACCGGUUCUAUAUUCGGUGGUUUCAAGCCCAAAUCUCAGCUUCCAAAUUUUGCUCAACAAUGCAUGAAAGGGGUCUGAGUUUCAUCUAAAGAUUCCAUAUACUAUAUAACAUUCUUUAAAUCGAAUUAAUUUUGCU